Funneliformis caledonium is the source of this 155-nucleotide messenger RNA. The record is from the annotation of a GenBank genome assembly. NCBI's taxonomy places the organism in Eukaryota, Fungi, Glomeromycota, Glomeromycetes, Glomerales, Glomeraceae.
AUAAUCUUGGAAGAGAUGUUAUUUAUGAUAAUGAGAUUAGUGAUAGUGAUAUUGAUAAUAGUAAUAAUGAGAAUAGUAAUAGUGAAGUGAGUGAAUUAGACAAUAAUUAUUAUCAAGAAAAUGAAGAGCAACAUAUUAUUCAUAAUUGGUUUUAA